This is a messenger RNA of Bactrocera tryoni, 3931 nucleotides long. RefSeq names its product fat-body protein 1-like. Bases 216 to 3806 code for a protein of 1196 amino acids. The record is from RefSeq and is a predicted model, not a curated record. Lineage: Eukaryota; Metazoa; Arthropoda; Insecta; Diptera; Tephritidae. The transcript is spliced from 3 exons.
AACGAAAACAAUGGCAUUAAUUACCAAAAAAGUAUCGCAAGUUUACUGUAUUGAGAUAAUGAAAUGGACCAAGCCAUUGAUAAAGCGUGGCCUGUCGCUAUAUAAGCCGAUACUGGGCUGGAGUCUAAUACAGUUGUCUACCGACAUUGAUUGGUAGAGCCCAGCGGAUACAUUUCCAUUCAAUUACUUGGCGAGAGUAUUUGUUAAUCUUCGACAUGAGGACCUUCGUACUUCUAUUAAGCUGCCUUGUCUGCUGCGCCACAGCAGGACACUACGGUUUGGCGCAGAAACUCUUACACCUAAACAAUGUACGCACUGGACAAAUGGGUUAUACUUCUGCGGGCGCGGAUCAGCGUCAGCAUCAAGAAUUUCUGCUCGAUGUACUACUCCAAGUACAGAAGCCCUUGGUUAACAAUCAGCUCGUCCAACUGGGUCAGGAACUUGUUACGGAUCCCAAUAUGUAUUUGCUGCCAAACGAUGAAAUUUUACAGCAGUUCUUACAACAGGCCGAAAAUCGGGAGGUUAUCGGUCGUAAUGGCGUCUACAACCCAGUAGAUAUCUCAAAUAUACGCCAAUUAGUUGGACUUCAACGUUUCUUAGUGCUCGCUCGUGACUUCAACGUUUUCCAAAGAAAUGUUGUCUAUGCGCGUCUUUAUUUCAACGCAGUUAUGUUCGUGGAUGCCCUCUCGCUGGCAAUACGUGACCGUCCAGAUACUCAGGAUCUGGUGUUACCACCAAUGAAUGAGAUAUUACCACAGUUAUAUUAUGACAACUAUGUACUCAACUAUGCGCAAAAUGUUGAUUAUAGUGGUUUGAUUUCACAAGAAGCACGGGCGAAUAUAAAAUCAAGUAUAUUCGACAUCUUCGGUCUGCGCCGAAUUGGUUCAUUGUUUCAAUUAGGCAACUACGGUAACUACAAUCCAUUGCAACAGAGAUAUAGCGCACAGAGGUAUGGUUUCGGCCGGUUUGGAAUUGCUCCUGAAGGACGUACAGUUAACAGUAAAGAAAACGGUGGUGAAUACGUUGUAGAAAGCAGUUAUAUACAAGAAAAAAUUGUUGUGCCGGUAGAGGGAAGAGACGGAACUGAUUUAACAAACGAUGUUGAUCUGAACGUUGCGUGGAACCAUAUUGUUAAUGAUCAGCUGGUGCAAGCUGUUACUGAAAGUAUAGAGGGAGGUCAGCAAAAUGCAAUCGGUUCUAAUGGAUUACCCCAAGUUGAUGUAGGCAGUCCACGUCUACUGUUUGUUGGACGUCGUCGUCGUGUGGAUAACGGUGGAUAUUCAGCAUAUGUAAAUCCUUUCUACAGUCAGCAAAACCAAUACGGUUACAACGACCAAGAAUAUGCUCGUCAACAAUAUCAAACAACGCAAUAUGGUUACACAGGUCCGGAAUAUUCUUACGAUCGUCAACAAAACCAAGCAGGUCAAUAUAAUUACAAGGAAAAUGAUUAUUCCUACGGGCGUCAACAGAAACAGGGACCUCUGUAUGGCUACAAAGGAAAAGAAUACUACUAUGCUCGUCAACAGAAUCAGGGAUCUCAAUAUGAUCAACAGAAUCAGGCAUACAAAGACAAUGAAUACUCCUAUGGUCGUCAACAGAAUCAGGGAUCCCAAUAUGGUUACAACUCAUAUGGUCAACAAAAUCAAGGAUCUCAGUAUGGAUACAAAGACAACGAAUACUCCUACGGUCGCCAACAGAAUCAGGGAUCCCAAUAUGGUUACAACUCAUAUGGUCAACAAAAUCAAGGAUCGCAGUAUGGAUACAAAGACAAUGAAUACUCCUAUGGUCGUCAACAGAAUCAGGGAUCCCAAUAUGGUUACAACUCAUAUGGUCAACAAAAUCAAGGAUCUCAGUAUGGAUACAAAGACAAUGAAUACUCCUAUGGUCGUCAACAGAAUCAGGGAUCCCAAUAUGGUUACAAAUCAUACGGUCAACAAAAUCAAGGAUCUCAGUAUGGAUACAAAGACAAUGAAUACUCCUAUGGUCGUCAACAGAAUCAGGGAUCCCAAUAUGGUUACAACUCAUAUGGUCAACAAAAUCAAGGAUCUCAGUAUGGAUACAACUCAUAUGGCGAACAGCAGAAAGGAUCUCAAUACGGUUCGUACUAUGGUAUACCAUAUGGUCGUCAGCAGUAUCAGGGAUCUCAAUAUGGUUACGCAGAUCAGCAAUAUUAUUAUGGUGGUCAACCAAAUCAAGGAGCAAGGUACAGUUACAAUUAUCCAGUAUAUAGCUCGACUUAUUAUAAUCCAUACGGUAGCCAACAAUAUUAUUACAAAAACUACGAAUACCAAUAUGAACCAAGAAUUCAACAACAAGACCAAUAUCAAGGUCAACAACAGCAGCAGACCUAUCGUGUGCUCCCCUAUGGACCGCAAGAAGUGGUUAACGCCAAUGUUGGAGAUGACCAAGUGGUGAUUGAUCGUGUAGUUCGUGACACACACAAUCGUGGGCAAAGUGGCAAACGUUAUCGCAGCGAUGAAGGUAAACGAGUUAGUUAUCGCAAUGCCGAACAAUAUCGGGAACUGGGAGGAUUACAUGAGGGUAUUAUUCGUAGUAUUGAGACCACUCAGCAGUUAAGUUAUGCUCGACGCGGUGAAAUACUUUUGCAAAGUAUACAAGAAUUGGCUGCCAGAUUGAACAUUCAGCGCAUUGUGGAAACCCUUGAAGGAAGUAUUUCCCAGCAACAAGAUAUUCAGCUUGUGCAGCAGGAAGUAGAUCAAAUAAUUCAACAAAUCCGUGCACUCGUUGAUCAAAUUCGGGAAGAGGCUGGUAUUAGCGAAGGAAGCGAACGGGCGCUAUAUGUUGUCGCAGAUGUUAUUGGUGGUAGAAUUGUACUCGAGCAACAACAACUAUCGAUCGCUGUGAAGCGUACUUUACAAGAACUGCAACAACAAAUACAACGCAUUGUUGGAAAUCAAGUUGGUCAAGUGAAUGAGGUGACUCCACUUGUUUUAUUGUUCGGCUCUUUACGCAGUCCAGUAACUCAACAAACCAUUUUAUCAUUGGCCCAACUGAUCGAUGAUUACCGUCAGAAAUUGCAACCAUACACCAGCAGCCAACUGAGCGGCAAUGGUGACAUUAAAGUUCAAAAUGUUCAAAUCGAUCCUUUGGUCACCUAUACUGAGGUUGCGGACGUGGAUCUUGUCAAUAUGAUCGAUCAGCAGCUUUUGCAAUCGAACGCCAACAAUCUGCAACAACUUGGCCAAAAAGUGGUGGCUCGCCAACAGCGUUUAAAUUAUCAACCAUUCACCAUCUCUUUGGGUAUUGAAUCUCAACAUCAACAAGAAGUUGCCAUACGUAUAUUGCUCGCACCUCAAAUCGAUAAUACUGGACGUCGUGUAUCUUUGGCACAAAAUCGCAAUAACUUCAUUCUCAUCGAUGCUUAUGUACAACAAUUGCAGGCAGGUGUUAACAAUAUCGAACGCAAUUCACGCCAAUUCAAUGGAUACAACAGGGAAGUCUCCACUAUUAGCCAAAUCUACCGUCAGAUAAUGACUGGACAAAUCAAUGUACAAUCGGGUGUUACUCGCCAGCUCCCAAGAAAUCUUGUAUUACCACGUGGCUCUGCUAAUGGAGGUUUGCCUGUACAGAUUAUGGUUGCAGUGACCCCAUUAAACCAGCAAGAGGAGUUGUUACAUGUUGAAGCACGGCAAAUCAGUGGUUUGGGAAUCGCUGCUAUCGGCGUGGACCAAUUGCCGCUGAAUUACCCGCUGGAUAGGCAAAUUGUUGAUGGACAACGUUUGGAUGUGCCCAACAUUCAGUUGGUCGAAACUGUUAUCCAAUAUGACAGUCGCCGCAGUGCUUGAGAUACUCACUGCUAGUUGCAUUUGCCGAAGCUGUAACACUUAUAUGAACAGGUUUUCACUUUGAUUACUCUCACACUUUGAAUUUUGUAUUGUAUUUCUGCUAAAAACACAAUUUCUUUUCGUUA